Messenger RNA from Fundulus heteroclitus (mummichog), 4936 nucleotides. Its product is annotated as ubiquitin-protein ligase E3A. Gene Ontology annotation, cellular component: cytosol. The record is from RefSeq and is a predicted model, not a curated record. The coding region runs from base 233 to 2932 and encodes 899 amino acids. Gene Ontology annotation, molecular function: ubiquitin protein ligase activity. The transcript is spliced from 11 exons. Gene Ontology annotation, biological process: regulation of ubiquitin-dependent protein catabolic process; protein polyubiquitination; ubiquitin-dependent protein catabolic process. NCBI's taxonomy places the organism in Eukaryota, Metazoa, Chordata, Actinopteri, Cyprinodontiformes, Fundulidae.
GCGGUGCAUUGUGGGACACUGGCUAACGGCGAACUCAACAUGGCCGCGUCUCUGAGGCAGAGGAUAGAAGCUGCAGGAAGAAGGCCGUGAAUGAAGCCCGGGACGCGCACAGCCUCGUCGCCCCUCUAGUGGCCUUAGAAGCGCCGUGUUCGCCGUCGUCUGCGCCGCCUGCGGAGGGCCGAGACUCGCACCACCAGCAGCAGAUAACAACCAAGUGAGGAGAAAGUCUCGUAUGAAUUCCGACGAGAAGGAGGACUGUGAGUGUGCGACACCACAGGCCGAGACCAGCCCCGCCACAGGAGCUGCUAGAGAACAAGAGGAGCCUGACAUAGAAAACCCAGAAGCAAGCCGGAUGAAGCGUGCAGCUGCCAAACAUCUAAUAGAGCGCUAUUACCACCAGUUAACGGAGGGCUGUGGGAAUGAGUCUUGCUCCAACUCGUGGUGUGCCUCGUCGGUGGGAUUCAGCCGCAUGGACAACAACGCGGCGGCGGUCAAAGCUCUGGAGCUCUACAAGGUCAACGCCAAGCUAUGUGACCCACACCCCUCCAAGAAGGGCACGGCGUCCACGUACCUGGAGAGCAGCACCCGCAGCAACUCGGCCUGCAGCAACCGCAAGAUGAACCAUAAAGACGUCAACACCGUCAGAGACAACUUCAAAGAUAUAAACUACUUGACAGAGGAGAAGGUCUACGAGAUCUUGUACAGCUGUGGAGAGAAGGAGGACUACUCCCCUCUGAUCCGGGUAAUAGGUCGGGUCUUCUCCAGCUCAGAAGGCCUGGUGCAGAGCUUCCGCAGGUCCAAACCUCACACCAAGGAGGAGCUGAAGUCCCUCCAAGGGAAGGACGAGGACAAGGAUGAGGACGAGAAGGAGGCAGCGGCGGCGUGCUCGGCUACAGCCAUGGAGGAAGACUCGCCCACCUCCUCGUCAUCGUCACGGCUCGGGGAAGGCUCCUCAGGAGAGAACGACGUCCAAAAGCUGGCCCCCGACGAGGUUUCAGUGGACAUCGAAGCCGUGCGGCGGGUCUACAAGCGCCUCCUGUCCAACGAGAAGAUCGAGGCCGCCUUCCUGAAUGCACUCGUCUACCUCUCGCCUAACGUGGAGUGUGACCUGACGUACCACAACGUGUACUCCAGAGACCCCAACUACCUGAACCUGUUUGUUAUCGUGAUGGAGAACAGCAACCUGCACAGUCCGGAGUACCUGGAGAUCGCCCUGCCGCAGUUCUGCAAGGCCAUGAGCAAGCUGCCGCUGGCGGCGCAGGCCAAGCUGACGCGCCUGUGGUCCCACUACAGCGCCGAGCAGAUCCGCCGCAUGAUGGAGACCUUCCAGCAGCUCAUCACCUACAAGGUGAUCAGUAACGACUUCAGCAACCGCAACCUGGUCAACGACGACGACGCCGUGGUGGCGGCCACCAAGUGCUUGAAGAUUGUUUACUAUGCAAACGUGCUGGGAGGCGACCUGGACACUGAGAACAACGAAGACGAGGACGAGGAGCCCAUCCCCGAGUCCAGCGAGCUCACCCUGCAGGAGCUGCUGGGCGAGGAGCGGCGCAACAAGAAAGGGCCCCGGGUGGACCCCCUGGAGACGGAGCUGGGGGUCCGCACCAACGACUGCAGGCGGCCCCUCAUUCCCUUCGAGGAGUUUGUCAACGAGCCGUUGAACGAGGUGCUGGAAAUGGACAAGGACUACACCUUCUUUAAGGUGGAGACUGAGAACAAGUUCUCCUUCAUGACCUGCCCCUUCGUCCUGAACGCCGUCACCAAGAACCUGGGCCUCUACUACGACAACCGCAUCCGCAUGUACAGCGAGCGCCGCAUCACCGUGCUCUACAGCCUGGUGCAGGGCCAGCAGCUCAACCCCUACCUGAGGCUCAAAGUGCGCAGAGACCACAUCAUCGACGACGCCCUGGUCAGGCUGGAGAUGAUAGCCAUGGAGAACCCCGCCGACCUGAAGAAGCAGCUCUACGUGGAGUUUGAAGGAGAGCAAGGCGUUGAUGAAGGAGGCGUUUCCAAAGAGUUCUUCCAGCUGGUGGUGGAGGAGAUCUUCAACCCUGAUAUCGGCAUGUUCACCUACGACGAGCACACCCGGCUGUUCUGGUUCAACUCGUCGUCGUUUGAGAACGAGGGCCAGUACACUCUGAUUGGCAUCGUGCUGGGCUUGGCCAUCUACAACAACUGUAUCCUGGACGUCCACUUCCCCAUGGUGGUCUACAGGAAGCUGAUGGGCAAGAAGGGAACCUUCCGGGACUUGGCCGACGCUAACCCAGUUUUGCACCAGAGUCUGAAGGAGCUGCUGGAGUACGAGGGCAGCGUGGAGGAGGACAUGAUGAUCACCUUCCAGAUCUCCCAGACAGACCCCUUUGGGAACCGACUCAUGUACGAUUUGAGGGAAAACGGGGAGAAGAUUCCAGUGACCAACGAGAACCGAAAGGACUUUGUUGCGCUGUAUUCUGAAUAUAUUCUAAACAAGAGCGUGGAGAAGCAGUUCAAGGCGUUCAGGAGAGGCUUCCACAUGGUCACCAACGAGUCGCCGCUCAAGUACCUGUUCAGACCGGAGGAGAUCGAGCUGCUGAUCUGUGGGAGCAGGAACCUGGACUUUCAAGCACUGGAGGAAACCACGGAGUACGACGGCGGCUAUAACAAAGAUUCACGGAUUAUCAAGGAGUUCUGGGAGACGUUGCAUUCGUUCAGCGAGGAGCAGAAGCGCCUCUUCCUUCAGUUCACCACCGGCACUGACAGAGCGCCUGUGGGGGGGCUUGGCAAGCUGAAGAUGAUCAUAGCCAAGAACGGCCGGAGACACAGACCAGACAGGUUACCCACGUCCCACACGUGCUUCAACGUGCUGCUGCUGCCAGAAUACACCAACAAGGACAAGCUGAGGGAGAGACUGCUGAAAGCCAUCACCUAUGCCAAAGGCUUUGGCAUGCUCUGAGCCCCAGCAACUAACGGACUCCUUCUCAGAAAGCCCAUGAAGCCCCAGCCCAGCCCCUCCUUUUAUCAGAGCCAACCCAAACGGUGACAGAACGCAGACCAGGAGGUGAAACUAGUCAUUGAUAAGGCCAGGACAGAUGGUUCUAACCGAGCACUCUAGUAGAUCUGCAGCUGUGCCUGCAUCAUCUUCCACCAGUCAGUGUAAGCACAGAGGCCUCCUGAACUUCCCACUCUCACAUCCACAGUGUGUGAAUGUGCUGCAGCCUCCUUUGGUUUUUCCAUGUACAGAGAGGAUGCUUUUCCUUAUUUAUUUUCACCUUCAAAUGGGUUAUCUGAUGGCCGCCUGUUGUGCUAGCUUCCCUAAUAUGAGAAACGGGGGGGGGAGGGGGGUCACUGUGGGACCGUCUCUAGUCAAUAAAAACAACACGCAUAGAACCAAACCAUGCUAAGAGAUGAUUGAAGCUUUACUCCACAAUGACCAUUCCACUCUACUGUUGCUUAAACACAGUUCACAUCAAGGUAAGCAUCGGGAAAAUGACCGCCCUACGCUCCAAAACGCCACAUCAUCUAAAUUACUGUUCACUUUGCUUUCUGCCCAUUUGUUCCUGCUUCUAUGGUGGGGGAGGAUACGCCACGUGUUAGAAUCUAAUCUCGUCAGAUCCCAGCUGUAUAAAGUGCACUUAGACAUUUUCAGAAUGUUUGCUUUAUUUUUUAUUUUUUUGGGCUACAGGUUGCCAUGAUUGUUUGGAGCAUUUCAUUUCCUUGUCUUCCUGUGUUAACUCCAAAUAAAAGCAGUGUGUGUGUGUGUGUGUAUAAUAUAUAUAUAUAUAUACACACACACACACACACAUGAGUGCGGUGUAAUCUGCAGCGCUCCAUCGUACAGCUCCACAUGCGGACUAAAGAGGACGUUCUCCUCUAUGUGCCAACCUGCAGGUGAAACCAGGUGUUUCCAUACACUGUAAAGUAAACCUGUUUGAUUAUUUGGGACAUUAAAUCAAACUGAACUGGCUGUUUUAGGUUAGAUAGGGUUAUAUAGAUUUUAUUUCUGCUCACUAAGUGUUAUAAUAAGUCCAUUCACACGUUUCCAUCCAUGCCCUCAGUAUUAGGUAGCAUCGCCCGUUGAACUGUGGUUAAAUACUUUGGCUCUCCUUCCACAAGCUUCUGCCAACAGUUUGCAGGGAUUUGGCCCGUUCCUCCUGACAGAACCGGGUCGUAUUUCUAGUCCCCUUGUUGAUGGACCUUUUUAGCUCUGCCCACUAAUGUUCUCUGGGACUGAGAUCAGGACACUGUUGUCCUCAUGCCACUCUGUCACUAACUUGGUGAUGUUGCUUCCAUAUUCCCACAUGAAGUGCUUUCUUCAUGACGCUUCUUCUACAAGCGUUUCUCUUUUUGCUAUCAAUGUUACGGUGGUCCUGAUGGUUCCUAAAACACAACCGGUUUAAUGUGAUUUAAUGUCAGACAGGAAGGAAGGAAGGUCCGCGGCUCAUUUCCUACAGUGUAUGUCGAUCUCUGUAUUCAUUUAGUCAGUUUUUUCAGUUGGGUAAAAACUGGGCUGUGUCUCGUCCACCUUUGGUUGAGUGAUGAAGAGUGCGGAGGCUCCCAGUGCAGCCGUAGAUCUGGAACCUUCUCCUCAGGCGGAGUCAAGGAGGUCCAGUGCACUGCUACCGCUCGCCAUGCAUCUCAAAAGUUUGGCUUCUCUGGUCUGAGGUUCUCUGACCUUAAGUCAGCAGCGUGUCAGCUCAGCACCGCCCUGAUCCCUAGCAGCGGUUUGCUGACCAGCAGUCACCUGGUCUCAGGCAGCUCCAUGACGGCUCUGCUGGUUCAGUGGGGCGAGGCGUUCACACUUCUACCUGGGUCUCUGAUGGAAGCUGUGGGAAAUGCAACAUCUAAACAUGAUAUGGGCCACUUCCUUAUAAACCAUGAAAGAUUACUAUGAAUGUAAAUGUCAUUUUGUUUGCAUACAGACCAGGCAGAAACAAUAAAAGGAACUAUGAAAAAGAAA